Messenger RNA from Cricetulus griseus (Chinese hamster), 1590 nucleotides. The record is from RefSeq and is a predicted model, not a curated record. NCBI's taxonomy places the organism in Eukaryota, Metazoa, Chordata, Mammalia, Rodentia, Cricetidae.
AUGAGUCGGCAACUGAACUUCAGGUCUGGUGGUGACAAGGGCAACUUCAGUGUGUUUUCUGCAGUGGUGCCAAGGAGACCCCUGGGUAGCAUGGCUUCUUGCCAGGCAACUGGUUACAGGGUUGGGGCCGGCUUCAGUAGCAGGAGCCUUUACAGUCUUGGAGGGAAUCGACAUAUUUCCUUUGAUGUGGCAGGUGGCAGUGCUAGGGCCACAGAGCUCAGGUUUGGGCAUGGCUCUGGAUAUGGAGGGACUCGAACCAGUGGCUUUGCCAGCAGCAUGUUUGGCAGUGUGGACACAGGGCCCACUUGUCCAUUUAUGUGUCUACCUGGGGGCAUCCACCAUGUUAUUGUCAACAAGAGCCUGCUGGCCCCACUUAAUGUGGAGCUGGACCCUGAGAUCCAGAAGGUGCGUGCACAGGAGCGGGAGCAGAUCAAGGCUCUGAAUGACAAAUUCGCUUCCUUCAUCGACAAGGUACGCUUCUUAGAGCAGCAGAACCAGGUGCUGAACACCAAGUGGGAGCUGCUGCAGCAGCUGAACCUGAACAGCUGCAAAGGGAGCCUGGAGCCUGUAUACGAGGCCCACAUCAGCAGCCUUCGAAAGAAGCUAGAGAUGUUGUCUGGGGACAGGGUGAGGCUGGACUCAGAGCUGAGGAACAUGAGGGACAUGGUGGAGGACUACAAGAAAAGGUAUGAGGUGGAGAUCACCCAACGUACAGCAGCGGAAAACGAGUUUGUGUUGCUUAAGAAGGAUGCAGAUGCAGCCUACAUGGUCAAGGUGGAGCUUCAAGCCAAAGUGGACUCUUUGGAGAAAGACAUCAAGUUUCUCAAGUGUCUGUAUGAUGCGGAGAUUGACCAGCUCCAGACUCAUGUCAGUGACACCUCUGUCAUCCUCUCCAUGGAUAACAACCGGGACUUGGACCUUGACAGUAUCAUUGCUGAGGUCCGUGCCCACUAUGAGGACAUUGCCCUAAAGAGCAAGGCUGAAGCAGAGGCACUGUACCAGACUAAGAUCCAGGAGCUGCAGCUUGCAGCUGGCUGCCAAGGGGACAACCUGAAACACACCAGGAAUGAGAUGUUGGAGCUGAACCGGCUUAUCCAGAGGAUCCGCCGUGAUAUCGCUAACGUGAAGAAGCAGUGUUCCAACCUGGAGACGGCCAUUGCUGAUGCCGAGCAACGAGGGGACUGUGCCCUCAAGGAUGCCCGGGCCAAGCUGGAUGAGCUGGAGGGCGCCCUGCAGCAGGCCAAGGAGGAGCUGGCUCGGAUGAUGCGCGAGUACCAGGAGCUCAUGGGCCUGAAGCUGUCACUGGACAUUGAGAUUGCCACCUACCGAAAGCUGCUAGAGGGCGAGGAGUGCAGGAUGUCUGGUGAGAACCCAUCCUCUGUGAGCAUCUCUGUCAUCAGCAGCAGCUAUGGUUCCUACGGUUAUCACCCAAGCUCCAUGAGCUCUGACUUUGGGGCUGGUAAUGCAACUGGAAGUCCCAGCACCACUCGAAACAGCCAGACCAAGACCAGAGGAGCAAGAGCAACAGAACUUAGGAACUCCCAGAACAAGAGCACUGCUGUUGGUAGCCCGGCCAAGAAGACUACCUGA